Ahaetulla prasina is the source of this 2328-nucleotide messenger RNA. Its product is annotated as vomeronasal type-2 receptor 26-like. The transcript has 5 exons. Gene Ontology annotation, cellular component: membrane. Gene Ontology annotation, molecular function: G protein-coupled receptor activity. NCBI's taxonomy places the organism in Eukaryota, Metazoa, Chordata, Lepidosauria, Squamata, Colubridae. The coding region runs from base 1 to 2328 and encodes 775 amino acids. The record is from RefSeq and is a predicted model, not a curated record. Gene Ontology annotation, biological process: G protein-coupled receptor signaling pathway.
AUGAUAUUUGCUGUGAAAAAGAUCAAUGAAGAGCACCAACUCUUACCUAAUGUCACCCUGGGCUUUAGAAUCUGUGAAAGAUAUGCUGGCUAUCAUGCCAAAAUGGAAUUUUUCUCCAGUCAGAAUCGAUUUAUUCCAAAUUACAAGUGUGGCAUCCUGAACAAACUCACCUCAGUUGUUGGGACUAUUGAUCCUGGAAUCUCUUUGAUAGAUAUUUUAGACACUUAUAAAGUCUCACAGUUCUCAACUGGCUCUUCUCCAAAUGAAAGCCCUUUCUACUACCACAUGGUUCCAGGUGAAGAACUGCAUUAUAUGGGAAUUGUUCAACUACUUUUGCACUUCAGAUGGACUUGGGUUGGGAUACUUGUUUAUGGACUUGGGGGAAGAACAUUUCAGCACCUAAUCUUUUCAUUAUUUGCUCUCCAUAAAAUCUGUGUUGCCUUCUUGGAGCAAUUCAGACCAGUGUAUUUCACCAAUGCUUUAGAAGGCAUGGAAUUGCUUGCUGAAACUUUUCACCUUCUUGUUAAGAGCAAAGCCCAAACUGUCGUAAUCAGUGAUAAUAAUCUUUCAAAUUUAAGGUGGUUGUUGUAUCUACCUGAAAUGGAAAUAGUUUCUAUAAAGCUCAAAGGUAAGGUGUGGAUCAUGGCUUCUCAAAUGGGUCUUGCAUCAUUCUUUUAUCAGAAAAGCUGGAAUAUCCAAGUCCUCCAUGGUGCUCUGAACUUUGCAGCUUAUUCAAAUGAAGUUGCAGGAUUUCAACAUUUUCUUCAGACAAGAGAUCAUAUGUCCUCCAAAGAGGAUGGUUUCUUCAGAGAAGUAUGGGAACAAGCAUUUGGCUGUGUGUAUCCAGAUCCAUCUGCGAAUGAGGAAAUGGAGGAUGUUUGUACAGGGAGGGAGAAGCUGGAGAGCCUUCCUGGGACCUUUUUUGAAAUGAGGAUGAGCAGUCAUAGUUACAGUAUAUACAAUGCAGUGUAUGCCGUGGCACAUGCUUUACAUGUGAAGUUGAGCCAAAAACAUAGGCAAAAAUUGAGUGGCAAAAAGUUUGAUCUUCAGAAUCUUCAGCCAUGGCAGCUUCACUUCUUUUUGAAAAGAGUCUCAUUUAACAACAGUGCUGGGGAUGAAAUUUCUUUUGACCAGAAUGGAAAAUUGAUUACAGGUCUGGAGAUUGAGAACUGGGUCACCUUUCCCAACCAGUCCUUCCAUCGAGUGAAAGUUGGGAAGCUGGAUCCCUGGGCUGCAGAAGACAAAAUGUUCACCAUUCAUGAGGAAGCCAUCAGCUGGCCCCAAACUUUCAAUCAAACUAUACCUGUUUCAGUGUGUACCGAGAGCUGCCUACCGGGAUAUUUUAAGAAAAAGCAGGAGGAGAAGCCUUUUUGCUGCUAUGAUUGCCUCCCAUGUCCCAAAGAGAAAAUGUCCAGGCAGAAGGAUAUGUAUGACUGUUCAAAAUGCCCUGAAGAUCAAUAUCCAAAUAAGGAACAAGAUUCAUGUAUUUCAAAGAAAAUAUCUUUCUUGUCCUAUGAAGAGCCAAUGGGAAUAACUUUACUUACUCUUGCACUUUUCUUUACUCUCUGCACAAUUAUGGUACUCGCAAUAUUUUUGAAGUACCACAAUACUCCCAUUGUCAAGGCCAAUAACCGAAACCUCACCUACCUUCUACUCAUUUCCCUCAUCCUCUGCUUCCUUUGCUCACUGCAGUUUCUUGUUGCACCUGGCAAUAUAGUAUGUCUUUUCAGACAAAUUAGCUUUGGCAUCAUCUUCUCAGUGGCUGUGUCUUCUGUGCUGGCAAAAACCAUCACUGUAGUUCUGGCUUUCAUGGCCACCAAGCCAGGAUCAAGGAUGCGGAACUGGGUGGGAAGAGGACUGGCCACCUCCAUUGUUCUUUCUGGUUCCCUUAUUCAAAUAAGCAUUUGCGUGGUGUGGCUCUUCACUUUUCCCCCUUUUCCUGACAUCGAUACCCAUUCAGAAAUGGAGGAAAUCAUUCUACUGUGCAAUGAAGGCUCAGCUGUCAUAUUUUACUGUGUCCUGGGCUACAUGGGCCUUCUGGCAACUGCCAGUUUCACAGUAGCCUUUUUCUCCAGGAAUCUCCCCAGCAGUUUCAAUGAGGCCAAAUGUCUCACUUUUAGCAUGCUGAUCUUCUGCAGUGUGUGGCUCACUUUUGUUCCAUCCUACCUGAGCACCAAAGGCAAAUAUAUGGUAGCUGUGGAGGUUUUUUCCAUUUUGGCUUCUAGUGCUGGAUUGCUUAUCUGUCUAUAUUUCCCCAAAUGCUACAUAAUUAUUUUUAGGCCAAAACUAAACAACAGAGACCAAUUAAUAAAGAAAAAAAUAUUUUAA